Motacilla alba alba is the source of this 2728-nucleotide messenger RNA. It is a transcript of the gene CLDN18, whose product is annotated as claudin 18. The record is from RefSeq and is a predicted model, not a curated record. Bases 234 to 1004 code for a protein of 256 amino acids. Gene Ontology annotation, molecular function: structural molecule activity. Gene Ontology annotation, biological process: cell adhesion; bicellular tight junction assembly. Lineage: Eukaryota; Metazoa; Chordata; Aves; Passeriformes; Motacillidae. Gene Ontology annotation, cellular component: bicellular tight junction; plasma membrane. The transcript has 5 exons.
GCACUUCUAAAGGACAAAAGCUCCUAUCUCCAAGCCCUGCCGGCACAAACCUCGCCGGCAGCGAGAGUGAAACUGGACUAUCUUGCAAAAACACUUUGAGCAAACAGCGCUCAAUGGAAAGCAUCUGAUAAGAGCAGCUGCACUGCUGGUGGCUCAGGCAAGAGGACUCCGGUGCCCCAUUAGGACUGCAGCUCCCUCGGGGCCGCACCACCUCCGCUCUCCGGGGACGCACCAUGUCCACCACCAUCUGCCAGGUGAUGGGGUUCCUCGUGUCAUCGCUGGGCGUUGGGGGGAGCAUCAUGGCCACGGCCAUGGACACGUGGAGCACGCAGGACCUGUAUGACAACCCGGUCACGGCCGUGUUCCAGUACCAGGGGCUGUGGAGGAGCUGCGUGCGGCAGGGCUCCGGCUUCACGGAGUGUCGGCCGUAUUUCACUAUCCUUGGGCUGCCAGCGAUGUUCCAGGCUGUGAGGGCCCUCAUGAUCGUGGGGAUCGUCCUGGGGCUUCUUGGCCUCUUUGUGUGCAUUUUUGCUCUGAAAUGCAUCCGGAUUGGGAGCAUGGAGGACACUGCCAAAGCCAACAUGACCCUGACCUCUGGCAUCAUGUUCAUCAUUGCUGGCCUGUGUGCCAUCACUGGCGUGUCCGUGUUUGCCAACAUGCUGGUCACAAACUUCUGGAUGUCCACCACCAACAUGUACCAGGGAAUGCAGAACGUCCAGAACAGGUACACCUUUGGCUCAGCCCUCUUUGUCGGAUGGGUGGCAGGGGGCCUGGCCCUCGUGGGAGGCAUCAUGAUGUGCCUUGCUUGCAAAGGGCUCAUCCCAGAAGAAUCCCGCUACAAGGCCGUGUCCUACAACGCCUCAGGCAGGAACAUCUCCUACAGGACGGGGCCCUACAAGGGGUAUGAAGCUGACCCAAAGACCAGGAAGGGGGUGGGAUAUGAAGAAGCUCCUCGAAGUGAGGAUGGGAGACGUCCGUACCCUUCGAAAUACGACUAUGUCUAGCAGACCUUCUGGCCUUGAGUUGUGCUCUCAGAGAUUUUUAACUUCACAAGCAAAAAGUGCAGCAAACCAAGCAGUCUGUAAAUAGGAUUGUGUUUUCUAGUAGGUUUUCUCUACUCUGAGGUUGCAUCUUUGUUGCGAACAUCAGUUUUACUCGACUGCCCGUUAGUAUUAACAGCGCCAGGAGGUCUGUGACCAAAGUAACGCCUUGUGGUGCUCUCAGAGUAGAACAUUUUGCUCCUAUUUUCUCUAUAAACUGAUAUCCAGGAGCAGUGCCUUGUGCCCUUUCUUAAUUGCUCAAAUAGUGAAAAUUCCCCUUUGAUAAUCGCUGUGUAUUUGAAGUAAAUUCUUUUGUGUCCCCUAGGCUGUGCCCAAAGUAAACAGAGCCUGUGGUCAGGGCAUGUUCCUCCCUGGUGACUUCUCUACCCAGUCCCACCUUUGCUUUUCUGGCUGUACUCUAACGCUGAUCUGCUCUGAUAUUUAAUCUGAUUUCUGUUACUUAGACGUUUGCUGGAGCCUGUGAUAGCAAAGUGUAUUUAUUUCUUUGGAUCUCUCCAGGGAAUGUGCAUAAUCCAUUGUUAUUCCUGCACUAAUAGCUCCCAACCUCCGUGUGCCACCGGUGUUCCUGCAGAUGUCAUCUUUAAUGGAGCCAGGAGAAUUUCUCAUUUAGAAUUAAUUAGAGUUACCUUUGGAGCAGGACUCCCAGGGAGCAUUAGAUGUGUAACUCCACACCGACAUCAGGACUUCCCUGUGGUAAUUCUCCCCCCAGUGAUGGGAAGAUUAACUCCACAGUGGAAUGUUGCCUCCUCCAGCCAAUCCAUCAGAGGGGGAUUUUAUCAGAGGGACACAUGUCAGAACUUUUGUGGGAAGAGAGAGCUGUGAGCUCUUAGCAGGUCCUCCCACCUAGCGCCAGAACACAUCCUAAAAAGCUCUAGACAAUGCCUAUGAAUAAAGGAAUAAGUUAGAGGGGAAAAAAGGGUUCCAGACCUUCCAAAAUAACCAUUUAAUGGCAUCCGCAGUGGGCUUGAGCACCAUUCCUCAGGAUUACAAGUUCUCUGAAGGAAUUCAGUUCAGGCAAAAUUAUUUUGGUGAAAUGCUGGUGUUCCCUGAGUGUUUGGUAUCUUGGAGGGAUCAGAAUCUACAGCUGAACAUUUCUGUAGAGUUGGACCUUUGUAAGGUCAAGUUGCCACCAGCUGAGCUGGCAUCUCAGGUGGCUCUGAGGAUUAGAGGGGGCAGGCUGUGCUCCCAGUGAGCACAAACUGCAUCCCCCUCCUCCCCAUGUGCAACAGUGCUCCAUAAAACUCAGUUUCCAUAACCCUCAGCUUUCCAUAAUCACCAGCUUUCCAUAACCAUCGCCUCUCCACCACCACAUGGAGGCAAAUCCCCAGCACAGGUCCAGGAGAUCCUGGGGAAGGUCAACAAGAGGAGGAGGGAACACCUGGCAGGUGGUUGGAGGGAACGACCACCAUGCAGAGGGGUGGGAAGAUCUUCCAGCCACUGGCAGCUCAGGCUGGACGUUGGCCACCUGGGAUAAACCCCUGUGAGAUGUCAGUACUGACCCUCCCAUUUGUUCCAGCAAAGAACUUGUUUUGAGGACUUGUUUUUAAAGGAGAAGAAUUUCUUUUGCAGAGGUAGAUCCUGUUCUGUUUUAGAAACAUUGCUACUCUUUUCCAUGGUUUGUAUCUCACAGUAUAAACUUAGAUUUUCUGCGUUUUUUUUGUUUUGUU